AAACAAGAAGAAGAUCGACCGGCGUCACACCGGCAAUCUCACAGAAAAACAUGGCGAACACGGCAGCACGGUCCAACAUAGAUGAUUUGAUGAGAUACACCGAAUAUUCUCCUAAAACGAAUCUAAGGAGCGACGCGGAAAUAGACAGAAAGCUGGGAGGGACUCUUAUUGCAGUUGGACUCUGUGCUGCUGCUGCAGGUUUUGCAGGUCGUUACGCGUUCCAGCUGUGGAAGCCUCUGGGACAGGUUUUCUCUGAAACUCUGAGGAAGAUGCCCUCAUCGGCUUUCUCCUCGUACUACAAAGGAGGUUUUGAGCAGAAAAUGUCCCGACGAGAAGCCAGCCUCAUCCUCGGCAUCAGCCCGACAAGCACAAAGAAUAAAGUCCGAGAGGCACAUAGGAGGAUCAUGGUUCUGAACCAUCCUGAUAAAGGUGGCUCACCGUAUCUCGCUGCCAAGAUCAACGAAGCCAAAGACCUUUUAGACAAGGAGACCCGCCGAUGACCUGCACCACGAGGUCAUCGACCUCACAGCCUCACAUUCGUUACGCCCCAUCAGCACCCAUUUUCUCAUACAGAGGCCUCCUCUGAGAUGCCCAGAGUAGUCCAUCAGCUUGUGUUGUGUAAAACCUCUAAACAUGUGGGAGUGAACAAAGACACUGAUCUCUUAAAUGUACAGCAUCUGGGGAAAAAAUUGAAGAUUUUUAACAACUGCCCCCUGCUGGGACAUUUCUGCAAAUACAGGUGUGAUCCAGUUAAAAACAGACACAAGAGUUAUGUUUCUGGAAAAGAAAAUAAGAUAAAGGUGCAGAAACACUGAUUGCAUUCUGCAUUGUGUAUACAAUAUUUCAUGAACCUGUUUGCAUAGUUUAAAUAUAAAUUAUUUAAAUAAACUGUUGGAUAUGACAAAACACC
Molecule: messenger RNA, 910 nt
Organism: Oryzias latipes (Japanese medaka)
Lineage: Eukaryota; Metazoa; Chordata; Actinopteri; Beloniformes; Adrianichthyidae
Gene: dnajc15
Product: DnaJ (Hsp40) homolog, subfamily C, member 15
Biological process (GO): protein import into mitochondrial matrix
Cellular component (GO): PAM complex, Tim23 associated import motor
Molecular function (GO): ATPase activator activity
Source: RefSeq, a predicted model, not a curated record